GUAAGAGUGUGGUUGGAUGUUGACAGUUGGCAGCUUUCAGCAAACUAGGAAGUGGCGGCUCUUGUGGUCCGUACAGAGAAGCAAAGUCCGUGACUCYGGUGAACACGGUGUCAGCCAUGUGUCCUCCAGGUGUCCAUGUCCCUGUCGGUCUGCUGUGAAGAGGAAGAUGACUAAUUUCAUCUUGAUGAGUUUGAGCCCACUUGGAACGCUGAACUUAUUUCACCAAAUUCUACCCUGAAACUCACUUUUUUUUUUGCAUCAUGGCUCCUGUUCCUCCAGGGAUCCACCUGCUGGUGUCCUUCAACAGGGAACAAUGGUAUCGAGCUCUUACCUUCAUGCUGACCUUCCUGCUCUACACUAGCUUUCACCUUUCCAGGAAACCCAUCAGUAUCGUAAAGAGCGAGCUUCAUAAGAACUGCUCAGCAGCCAGUGAGCUGGCAGCCGCCACCGGCGCUGUGGCCAGCGGUGGAGGCCAGGAAACCUCUUUCCCUUCACUCCACACUGAGACGCAGUGCAGCUGGAAGCCUUUUGAUAAAAGCAACUACAAGCAGCUGCUAGGAGCCAUGGACUACUCUUUUCUCUGUGCCUAUGCCAUUGGGAUGUACCUCAGCGGCAUCAUUGGGGAGCGCCUACCUAUCCGGCUGUAUCUCACAGUGGGAAUGCUGAGCAGUGGGCUUUUCACCUGCCUGUUUGGACUUGGCUACAUUUACAACAUUCACAGUCUCGGCUUCUAUAUAUUUGUUCAGGUGGCCAAUGGUUUGGUUCAAACUACUGGUUGGCCCAGUGUGGUGACCUGCAUUGGCAACUGGUUUGGAAAAGGAAGGCGUGGGCUCAUCAUGGGACUUUGGAACUCCCACACCUCAGUGGGGAACAUCCUGGGCUCUCUGAUCGCUGGCUACUGGGUCUCCUCUAACUGGGGCCUUUCCUUCAUUGUGCCAGGCCUCAUCAUCGCAGCCAUGGGAGUCGUUUGUUUCCUUUUCCUUAUUGAACAUCCGAAUGACUUAAAAGGCGUAUGUACUCAGAACCMGUCUCCUGGCAGCAGCAUUUCAGCCAAAAGUUGGAGUGGAGCAAAUGGACAUCCGAAAGUUUAUUUGCAAUACAAGGAUAACAAAAAGCAGGCCUACAGCUUUUUUAAGGAAUGUCUUCAAAGUAGGAAGGUCAGUUCUGUCAGUGAUCUCCAGCUUCACUGGGCAUCAACAUUUAGACUCAACCCAGAGGUGUCUGGAAAGCACUGGAACUACGACACGGAGCUGCUGCUGCCCCGGGACGCUGUGUGUGUCCCUGCCCAGCCGGUCGUGGUGGUGAAGAGCGAGUCGGAGCCUUCUGCCAUCAGCUUCAUGGGAGCGCUGCGAAUACCCGGAGUGGUGGAGUUUUCUCUCUGCCUGCUCUUUGCCAAGCUGGUCAGUUAUACCUUCCUUUUCUGGCUGCCCCUCUACAUCACCAAAGCAGCUCAUUUGGAUGCAAAGAAAGCUGGAGAUCUCUCCACCUUGUUUGAUGUUGGAGGAAUUGUGGGUGGGAUCUUGGCAGGAGUGAUCUCUGAUAAAUUGGGGAAGAGAGCCAGCACAUGUGCAGUUAUGCUACUUCUAGCUGCUCCUACUCUCUAUGGCUUCUCUAUGAUCAGCCAGCUGGGACUGGGACCAACCGUUGGAAUGCUGCUCGUAUGUGGAGGUCUGGUGAAUGGACCAUAUGCUCUCAUAACAACUGCUGUGUCAGCAGAUCUGGGAACACACAAAAGCCUGAAAGGCAAUGCCAGGGCUUUGUCCACAGUCACAGCCAUCAUCGAUGGGACAGGAUCUGUAGGUGCAGCUCUGGGCCCCCUGCUGGCAGGCGUGUUGUCUGCAGGUGGCUGGAAUCAGGUCUUCUACAUGCUAAUGACUGCUGACUUCCUCGCUUUGCUGCUUUUAUUACGGCUGGUGACCAAGGAGCUGUCCUCAUCCAAGCCCCACCCUGUCUCUGCUAUAGAGUUGAAGGAGCACUGAGCAGCACCAUGAUUGCACUGUAGCCACACACAUCCCUCUCUCUGAAACACACACACUGACCACUCGUCUCAGCCUGGAAAGGAGGGCAGCUCAGCUAAUCCCUGGACAACAUGACAGGCUCAAAUGCACAAGAUUUACUCCGGAGAAGAGCUGGAAACUGAAGAUGAACCAAGCUCAACAGCAGCACACUUCAAGUGUCACGUACACUCAGCUUAUGUGUAUCUUUCCUCAUAUAUCUCUUGAAAACACAGCUGAAUCCUAAUCAUUAUUUUUAACCCACAGAGAAAUCUGAUUUGGUUUUACUCAUAAUAGAUCCCUGUUUAAGGAAGGACAGAAUCUUUCUAAUCAUAACGAUAACAACUCUAAAUUAGCUGCCAUGUUUACAUUCAGAUAAUAGUUUUUAUUGCUCCAGCUAGGGAAGAAUAGCCAGACUGUAGCAGGAGUCUAAAAAGCAGGGCUUCAUUUUGAACCAUAUGCUACAGAUACCAUUACUGGUAUUCAUGGUCUAAGUUCGUAGCGUCAUAUUAAUUAUAUGAAGCCUUAUCAGAAAUUCAGAUCAUAGGGUUUUAUCUUUGUUUUUUAUUCUCGUGUUACUAACAGAGGAUGUGAAACACUUAGAAUUUGAAUUAGUUGUUGCAAGGAUGAUGUUUGUAGUGAAAAUCCCAGAGUUAGCUUUCUGAGCAACGUCCUGCCAGCAGCACCAGAUGCAGCUUUGUAGCGCUCACUGCCAUUUUGGAUUUGUCACUCAUUUGUUGGAUUAUAUUCUUUUUGCAGAGUGACAUUUUAAUUUGAUAUGACUCAUCUAUCAGUCAUAGAUGAGAAUGGCAGAGACAGCAUCUCUAUACAUGAGUGUUGAAGUCGUCUCUCUGCUGGAUGGAGGUGAGCUUCAGCUGUAGCUGUUUGCCGUCUGUGCGCCGUCCCAAAUUUAGCACUGUUUUUUAGCAGUUGACCACUGAAACGAAGAAGCUGCUAUUGCCUUAMUGAACCAAAGAGAUUGUGAGAUCACUUUAUUUGUUGAUUUGAGCACACUUUAAUCUGUAUGUUUAUUUCUGAUKAAUAUUUUUGUAUUCGUUGUCUUGUGAUGGGGCACCAAAGCUCUAUUUUUCUAAGCUGCUAAGAGGAAUGUGGUCUGUUUGUGCUAGGGGCCUGGGGUGAGCGGGUCUAAUAGAUUAUCGAUGCACUUGUCUGAUUUGAAGGUUUCAGGCUGAAAUUGUUUUUCAAGUUCAGUUUUUACAAGGUUUUUAUUUAGAACAUGUUCAUUUUGAGUUAAGUUGAAACAUUCAGUGAUUAUUUCUAAUUUAUCAUUUGCUAAGGUGAUUAGUCCUUUCAUUAAAAAUUGUGAAUGUUGCAAGAUGCUUAGCUAUUUUUCUGUUUUAUUUCUUAAUGUUAUGUUAAUUUAUUGAUUACUUAGAAGAUAUAUAAUUGUAUCUUCAUUAAAAGAAGACCACAUGUAUAUUUAUUUUGGGAUGGUGGAAGGACUUUGAGUACUUGAAAUAUCUUGUGCCUUGUUUGUUGUAACUGAUUUUCAGAAAGAAAAUACCAAAUGUAUGAUUUCUGUAACUGCUCUUUCAUGGUACAUAUUGGGGAAAAGGAAUAAACUUUGGUUUUGUGGGA
Poecilia reticulata (guppy) is the source of this 3593-nucleotide messenger RNA. The record is from RefSeq and is a predicted model, not a curated record. Lineage: Eukaryota; Metazoa; Chordata; Actinopteri; Cyprinodontiformes; Poeciliidae.